Canariomyces notabilis is the source of this 1044-nucleotide messenger RNA. RefSeq names its product NIPSNAP-domain-containing protein. Gene Ontology annotation, cellular component: mitochondrion. The coding region runs from base 1 to 1044 and encodes 347 amino acids. NCBI's taxonomy places the organism in Eukaryota, Fungi, Ascomycota, Sordariomycetes, Sordariales, Chaetomiaceae. The transcript has 2 exons. The record is from RefSeq and is a predicted model, not a curated record.
AUGGGCGCCGUCCGGCACGCAACGCCGGCCAGGGCCCUCUCGACAUCGGUCGCGGCCCUGUCGAAACACACACCAAGCCUGGGCGACAUCGAGCCGGAGAAGCAAGAAAUCUUCAACAGCCGGCAGAAGGCGUUCCGCGCACAGCUUGCGGAGGCGCAGAAGCAGCGGGAAGCCAGUGCGUUUGCCUCGUCUUCUCCCCCUUCCUCACCUACCUCCUCUUCCACGGCCCAGGGCCUUGGAUCGCUGAGCACCGCCUCAGGAAAUGCGGCCCGCGCCGCUGAGCAGGAACCCGCGCGCAAGGCGGGUCCCCUGACCAAUCUGAUUUACGGUACCAAAGAGGGCCGCGAGCUGGACGCCCAGAUCGAGGCGAGCUUCAGCCAAGUACUCGCGCGCGGCAAGUACGUGCACUCAAUCGUGUUUCACGAGGUGAAGCCCGAGUGCGUGGAUGAAUACGUCGACCUGGUAGGCCACUGGUACCCGCAGAUGGCCAGCAUGCCGGAAAAUAAGGUUCAUCUGGUUGGGAGCUGGCGGACAGAGGUGGGAGACUGUGACACAUUUGUCCACAUCUGGGAGUACCAGCGCUACCAAGGUUAUCACGCCUCUCUACACGCCAUCUCGCACCACCCCGACUACCCAGAAUUCGAGAAGAAGCUGCGGAGCCUAGUCCGGAGCAAGCGCUGCUCGCUGAUGCAAGAGUUCAGCUUCUGGCCGACCACGCCGCCCCGACAACUCGGCGGACUGUUCGAGCUGCGCUCGUACACGCUACACCCGGGCAACCUGCUCGAGUGGGAGACGCACUGGCGGCGCGGGCUCAAGGCGCGGCGGGAGGUCAUGGAGGGCGUGGGCGCCUGGUUCGUGCAGAUUGGCGACCUCAACACGGUGCACCACCUGUGGCAGUUUGCAGAUCUCGAGGAACGCAAGAUCCGCCGUGAGAAGAGCUGGGGCAUAGAGGGCUGGGCCGAGACGGUGCACAAGACGGUUCCGCUGAUCCAGGAGAUGAAGAGCAGGAUCCUGGUGCCCAUGCCGUGGUCUCCGGUGGCUUAA